Messenger RNA from Amphibalanus amphitrite, 1496 nucleotides. RefSeq names its product sine oculis-binding protein homolog A-like. NCBI's taxonomy places the organism in Eukaryota, Metazoa, Arthropoda, Thecostraca, Balanomorpha, Balanidae. The record is from RefSeq and is a predicted model, not a curated record. The transcript is spliced from 6 exons. Gene Ontology annotation, biological process: animal organ development. Gene Ontology annotation, cellular component: nucleus. Bases 375 to 1496 code for a protein of 373 amino acids.
CUGAGUGACCUUGCAGUGCGGACGGCUGUCGCCGGGCCCAGAUUGGCACCGGUCGGGCAGCGAAUGUCGGGGUCGACGCGCCCCAGUCCGCCCCGUCUGUGUUAUGUCUGCCGGCGCCGCGGCGGCGCACCGGCGCGUCUGCUGAGCGGCCGGCUCGGGUGCCGCCGCGCUCGGCUUCCGCCGCCGGCUCCGACGGGAGGUGCGUGCCGUCUCCGGUUUCUUCCGUCGGCGGCGGCGUUCCUGAAUCAUGCGCUAUAAGCGUCCCAGUCGGCGCGUGCGCGCUAGGGCCGGCCGCGCCGUCGGCGGCGCCGGAGGAGGCUGCGACGGACGGUCGCUGCCGACGGUGUCGCCUCUGUGCUGUCCGAUUGGCCAUCAUGAGCGACGCAGGAGCGGUGCGCGCGGGAUCGCCGGACCAGAACAUGCAGGAGUUUGCCGAGACGGCGAUGAAGGAGAUGCUCAGCUGGUACGGGUACGAGCGGCGCGACUCGCCGCCGCCGCGCCGCCACUCGCCGCCGCCGGCCGAGGGCUCGGCGGCGGGCCGCCUCAGCCGGCCGUCGUCACCGCUGACGGAUGGCUCCGUGUCCCCGCGGCCCGUCUCCCCAGUCACGGCCGCGCUCGCCAACGACGGUGGCUGUAAGCGGACCCCAGUGGUGUGCUCCUGGUGCAAUAAACUCGGUGCUCAGCUCUACACUAUGGGCUCAAAGGCCUUCUGUUCAGAGCCGUGCUUCAGCCAGUCAAGAGUGGCCAAUUUCCGGAAGACAAAGCUCUGCGAUUGGUGCAAGAACAUUCGAGACUCACUAAACAUCGAAUUUAUCAACGGGGAUCAGCAGCUCCAAUUCUGCAGUGAGAGCUGUCUAAACGCCUACAAGAUGAACAUAUUCUGCAAGGAGACGGAGGCGCACAUCCAGAUGCUGCCCCAGCUGCGGGAGCUGGUGUCGCGCUCCUCCAAGGACCCGCUCAUCACUCCCGAGAUGUGGCUGCGCGACCGGCCGCCCAGUGGCGCCGCCGCGCCCGCCGCCGAGCCAGCGCCCCCGACCGGCGACGAGGGCAGCGCCGCGGCGGCGGCCAGCGACCGGCGCCGAGUGCGGCGCGCCCGGCCCGACCCGCAGCGGCCGCCGCCGCGCGGAGUGCGCGCCCGCAGUCACACCAUGCCCGUGCUGGAGCUGCGCGAGCGGGCCCGCAGGAGGCCGUCGGCGCCCUCCCGGCAGCCCCCACCGCCGCCACCCCCCGCCGGCAUGGCGCCGGCUGCUGCGGUCGGCCCGCCGGCGGCGGUGCCAGCGGCGGCAGCGGGCGCCCCCUGUCCGCCGGCGACCGGCCCGCCGGCGGCGCUGUGGCAGCGCUACCACUUGCUGCGGCCGGACUGCCCCAUUCUGAAGCGUGAGCUGGAGAAGGAGUCGGCCUCCGGGUCCGACACAGAGGGACUGGACCUGACCGUUCGAAAACGGAAGACAGAUCACCCCAGGAAAAUUAAAAUGGAGGAAGAUGACUUUGAUUGA